Pistacia vera is the source of this 1225-nucleotide messenger RNA. RefSeq lists its product as uncharacterized. The transcript has 2 exons. Bases 139 to 885 code for a protein of 248 amino acids. Lineage: Eukaryota; Viridiplantae; Streptophyta; Magnoliopsida; Sapindales; Anacardiaceae. The record is from RefSeq and is a predicted model, not a curated record.
UUUCCAUAAUCCAUAUUCGUUUUGCUUUCAUUUUAUUCUUUCUUCAUUUCGCCACCACCACAUUUCUUCUCACUCUCAUACCUCUAUAUACAUUUUGUUCCUCAUUUCUGAAAAUCCUCUUUCUCUCUUUCUCUUUUAAUGGCUGAAUCUGAUCACCAACUCUCUAUUUUCCUCAUAACCGCCAUGGAUCAUAUUUGGUUUCACCAUAUCAUUCUCCUCUCAGAACCCACUUCACUUCUUGUCCCGAAAACACACUCACCAACACCAAACCCUUCUUUAUCAUCAGCGCCUUUAGAUAUUCAAGACCAAGAAAAAUCCUCAGCUUCAUCUCCGGUUUCGCCACUGGUCGAAGACUGUAACGAUGAAGCUAAAGAAAAGGAAGAGGAACUGAAAGAAAGACCAACGCGAUUGAAUAUCAUUGCAGGCAGAGCCCGCUCACACUCUUCUUCACCAUUAACUAAAAAACGUCCGAGAAAUUUAAGACGCUCGGGCUCAAUGAUUGUAGGGCAGAAGUGGAUGAGCUGUAGGAGCUUGUGGGAUCUGGAACUUGAAGAAGUGAAAGGGUUUAUGGAUCUUGGAUUCGUAUUCAAGAAAGAACAUUUAAACCCUCAAAUGAUUAGCGUUAUCCCUGGUUUGCAAAGAGUUGGAAGUUACAAAAAUAAACACAACAGUGAGAUUGGUAAAGAUGAUGAAAUUGAGCAAGCGGCAUAUGAACAUGAGAGAGGUAUCAUGAGACCAUAUUUAUCAGAGGCAUGGCUAAUAAAGAGACCCGAUUCACCACUUCUAAAUUUAAGAAUUCCAAGAGUCAUUGCAGCAGCUGAUAUGAAGAAACACUUAAAAUCCUGGGCCAAAACUGUUGCAUCAGAAGUUCAGCAAGCAUAUUAACAAUAGUUCACUUCACUGAACAACCGCUGCUGAGAGGGAAAAAUCAACAACCCAAUCUUGAGAAUAGAUUGACCACUGUAAAAAAAACAAUUAUAUAUGUUGAAUGAAUGCAUAAAUAAACCAAGGUUUUCCGAAAGUUCUUUAGUACUCACAGUUUCUUGUUUCUAGUAUAAGGUAAUAAAGUUUAUCAUAAAUUUGUCAAGUGUGGGAAUUCUUCAUUCUUGAAAGGACAAAGCCAAAGAAACAAUGCAACCAAUGAACAAGUGGCGGGUGUGAAACAGUUGUUGGCCUUUGCCUCUUAUGAUUAUUUAAUUUUUCUAUAUACUGGCGUAUAUAUGGA